Molecule: messenger RNA, 1284 nt
Organism: Effrenium voratum
Lineage: Eukaryota; Dinophyceae; Suessiales; Symbiodiniaceae
Source: the annotation of a GenBank genome assembly
AUGGCUUUGCAGCCCUUCGGGGAUCAGACGCCGGGCUGCGAGCCCUACUGGUACCAAGGCUACCACUCCGCCUACUACGGGCCCUCCCACGUGGCCUUCCGCAAGAAGUGCCGGGACUUUGUGGAGGAGGAGGUGCGGCCCUACUUGGAGGGGUGGAUCUCGGGCGGGGUGAGCUACCCGCUGGAGCUUCACGGGAAGGCCCUGGCGCGAGGCCUGCCGACUGCUGGCCUGCAAAAGGACGUGCAGCGCAGAUAUCCCGCGGAGGUGUUGCCGGAGGGCGGCCUCGACGCGCUCCACGAGCUCAUCUACCUCGACGAGCUGGCGGCGGUGGGGCCGGGAGGCGCGCUGGGGCAGUGUGGCAUCAACUCCAUGGCGCUGCCGCCGGUGCUCUUCGCCGGGACUGCGGAGGUGCAGCGCCAGGUGGUGGAUGAGGUGAUCUCCGGACGCAAGAACAUCAGCCUGGCCAUCUCAGAGCCCACGGCGGGCUCCGACGUGGCGAACAUCGGCACCUCCGCGGCGCGGGAGGGCGACGUCUACGUGGUGAACGGGCAGAAGAAGUGGAUCACCGGGGGCCACAUGGCCGACUUCUUCACCCUGGCGGUGCGCACGGGUGCCCGGGGCGCCUCGGGGGUGUCGCUGCUGCUGGUGGACGCCAAGCUGCCCGGGGUGCACGUGAGGAAGAUGCCGAUGCAGUUCGACACCUGCCACGGGACCACCUUCCUGACCUUGGAUGACGUCAAGGUGCCGGCUCAGAACCUCAUCGGCCAAGAAGGCCAGGGCUUCAUGUAUUUGCUCCACAACUUCAACCACGAGCGCUUCGUGAUCUCCGCGUCCACCUGCCGCUUCGCGCGGCUCUGCUACUCCGAGUCCCUGAAGUACUCGCUGAGAAGGAAGACCUUCGGCAAGGCCUUGCACGAACACCAGAUGAUCCGCUGGAAGCUUUCGGAGAUGCUGCGGCAGGUGGAGGCGCUUCAUGACUUCAACGAGCGGGUGGCCUACCAGUACAAGUGCGGGGUGCCGGACGCCAAGUUGGGGGCCCAGUGCGGCCUGCUGAAGGUCAUGGCCUCCAAGACCUUCGAGUUUUGCGCCCGCGAGGCCGCGCAGGUCUUUGGCGGCUCUGCGCUGGUGCGCGAGGGCCCGGGGAAGAUGGUGGAGCGCCUUUAUCGGGAGGUCCGGGCUUCCGCCAUCCCCGGGGGGUCAGAGGAGGUGCUGCUGGACUUGGCGGCGCGCCAGGCGGUGGGCGGCGCGCUGGCGCAGCUGGCGCAGGCGAAGAGCAAGCUGUGA